Penaeus vannamei (Pacific white shrimp) is the source of this 1077-nucleotide messenger RNA. RefSeq lists its product as uncharacterized. NCBI's taxonomy places the organism in Eukaryota, Metazoa, Arthropoda, Malacostraca, Decapoda, Penaeidae. The record is from RefSeq and is a predicted model, not a curated record.
UACAUUCGUCCUCUACAAAUAAAUAAAAAUCAGAGAAGAAUACAGGGAGAUGGAAGACGUGGGCGGAGCUUGGUUACGUGCAGCCACGCCCAUGGAGAUGAUGUUCGAAACUGCGCACCAAAAAGGGACGUUGCUCAUUUGUUACCAUGUAAUUCUCAACUCGUCCGUUCGUCUCCAAGAGGAACAUGUUCGAACUGCACUUCAACACCUUCAUUGGAAGGUGCCAAAUCUACGUCUGUGUUUCGGUGUUCGAGACGGUGAAAUGUGGCUUCGUUAUAGGUCUUCCAGUGAUGUUGAUUUUGAAGUCGUGAGUACCGGUGACGUGCAGUCGACGAUGGAGCAUCUGCGAACGUACAAAUAUAAUUCGACCGCCGGCCCUCUGUGGUGUGCGAGGCUCCUGCGUGGAGUUGAACACCCCGAUGGAGGUUUAGAUUCGAGUUCUAGCCCUCCUUUCGUUUCGCAUUUGUUUUUAGGAUAUCAUCAUGGGAUCGUGGACGGCGUUACGACGAUGAAGGUGUGCGGAUGCCUCGUGAAGCUGCUUGGUGACGUCAUCAGUGGACAGCCAAUCAGCGACGAGGAGCAGAUCGGAGAGCUCGUGUCCGCGGAGGAAACGGAGAAACUCGUACAGGCUAAGAAAUUAAGGAUCGAGACAGAUCACGAAUAUAGAGAAACAUUAAUUAGGGAAGCUAAAUCGAAAUGCUCUCAUCCUAGACUUCUUCGGCGUCUCUACCAGGCACCAGAGGGCACAGAAGAUAGGUCAGCACAGGUCGUCCGCCACCUCGACGUUGCCACCACCGAGAAAUUCGUCAACAAAUGCCGCGCAGAGGGUCUGACGGUCCACUCGGCCUUCACAGCUCUGGCAAACGUGGCACUCGUCGACCUGCUCACGAGGAAGGGCGUGAUUCAAGACUCAUACACGAUCUGCAGCGCCCACACCACGAACCUCCGCCGUUACUGGCCUGGAGACACGACCCGGGCUCUCGGCUGCCACAUAGCGCCGACUUACCUCCACGUCGAAACCCCCAGGAACGCGUGUGAUGGAUUCUGGAUUACGCUCGGAGGCUCCACCUGAAUCUC